Molecule: messenger RNA, 2894 nt
Organism: Rhagoletis pomonella (apple maggot)
Lineage: Eukaryota; Metazoa; Arthropoda; Insecta; Diptera; Tephritidae
Product: protein cup
Biological process (GO): negative regulation of translation
Cellular component (GO): cytoplasm; nucleus
Molecular function (GO): mRNA binding
Source: RefSeq, a predicted model, not a curated record
UUGAAUCUUUGGUUUAAAAUUUUUUUUUUCCUUUUCAGUAGGGUAAGUAAGGUAGUAAAGAAGAGACUGGAACCCGGUUGUUUGUCAAAAGCAUACGAUUUCGAACUCGCGUAAAUGUACAUUUGCUAAAUGCUAUAGCAUGAACGAUCUUCGAAAACAUAUGUUCGAAAGUGCUCAAUGUUGCAUUUUAAAUGCAGCAAAAACACUGCAUUACUUAGCAUACGUCUUCAAACGGGAAUGCCUUUGUAUUAUAUCAUUUUUGACUUGAACCGUGUAAAACCGUCAUAAUGAAUAGUCGUUUUAUAUAAAGGAUUAUGAGUAUAUGGCAACGCUAUCUUUUAUGCACUUCCAAAAUGUAUAUGUAUAGGUGGUCCACCUCGAUUUGUUUCGUUUCAUACAUCGCUUUUACUUUUUAUGUUAGUGGUAUUUAAGAUAUGUGGUUUAGUUAGAAAAAUAGUAUUUUUUUGUUUAUACAAUCCUGGCAUAGGAAGAUAUUAAAUUACAGUUACAUAUUUAAUUCUAUAGCUUAAAUUCUGCGUUAAAAGUGCAACCAAAUUCAUAUCGCCAAUUGAACAAAAUGUUCAGACUAAGUAGAAAUUGGUGUAAGGAAUAAGAAACCAGAUUUGUGAACGAAGUAAUUAUCAUUUUGCUAAUCAAUUAUGAUAUAAAAAUAGUAAACAACAAAAACAGUUGACAAUUAAUUUUUUUUCAAAUAAACAGUACUUCAGAAAGUAAGAUAUCAUUUGAACGUGCUUAAAAUAAUAAUCUGGAGAUGAAUGCAUCAUCAACCACGCCGUUGGAUACGGCUGUUAACAAACAUGGGUCUUUUAAAGGCUUUAAUUACCCGCUAGCUGAAUCUAAUUAUACUGGGAAUUCUAGCAGCUUGGCUUCCAAAUGUGAUAAAUUUAAGCGUUACAGUAGGACAAAGCUUUUUGAUCUUCGCAAUGAUUCAUAUUCUCGUCGCCGUCCUGAAAAAAAUCUUCAAGCUGAAUUGCAAUCCCUUGGUAUAUGGAAGUUUAAUUCCGGUGCGAACGUAUAUCAAAAUGGUGUUAGCCCAAGCAGCGAAGCGGCUAUUGUUUCUAGCUUAAGUGGCGGUAGUCACUCGGUACAAGUGUCAUCUACUCAUUUGCGAUCACAGCGCUCUCCUUCAAGACGUGAUCAAAAUACGGCAGUAAACAUAAAUUCAUCAUCUCAGCAUAACUUAUCUCAUCAUAGCCUUCAUAAGUCUUACAUUGAUCACCGCAGCAUUUCCUCGUCACAUCUCAUGCCAGCAUUUGCAAAGAGACGAAUAGCGGCUUCUUCAACCACAACAAGUAAUGCAACCGGAAUGGUUUCUCAAAAUUUACCUGGCAGUGGAAAUUCGUCGUAUGGCCCCAACUCUCCGGUUGAUACCCGGUCACAAACACCUACGGAUGUUAAGGAUGGCAUAUUGUGUACCAGUAUUUCUGCGGGAAACAAUGGCCAUAUCAGGCAACGUACUAAAGACAAAUUAUACGAAUACCGUCAUUCUGCAAGUGCUGGAAGUUCCAAUGUUGGAGAUGAUCCAAACAUAUUAUUUUCUCCGCAACGUAAAGUAUUGGCUGAACACGACCGCGAUCGAGAUCAAGAGCUCCAGUCAAGCAAUGGCUGCUUAUCUUCUCCGGUUUCGUCAGGUUCUGCGAGACACAGUCACAAUAGUGUUGGCCUUGCUCAUGAGCGACGAAUUGGAAGCGGUCGCUUGCUCCCUCGCGACGUCAGUUGGGAUUAUCGUACUGCACAAGACAGAGAUAAAAGUCAAAUAUUGAACUCGGUUACAACAAUAGAUAAAGAAGCAGCUUCAAAUCAUUUAGGGCAGACGCGAGGGGGACGGUAUACUGAACGAACUAAUGAUCGGACUUCUGGUGGGGGUAAUGGAUUUACAGAACGCCGACAGUUUGAUCACCGUGGCGGCGGUAAUGAUGAUAAUAUACGUGAUAAAUAUGAGCAAGGUAUCAGCACAAACUCACCCAGUGCUCAUAGCGGUGUAACUAGGAAAGACAUAUAUGGACCGGAGUCGUCUUCAAGUCAGCAUAUUGUAUCACAUAACCGUAAUCGGCGCAAUCAUCAGUAUAACGAAAGGAAUGAGGAGCCUGAAUGGUUUAGUGGCGGUCCAACAUCACAACAUGAUACAAUUGAGCUGCGAGGAUUCGAGGAAAUCGACGAUCAUUACAAUGCCGGCAACAGUCGGAAUCCUGGUAAUAAUAAACGAUCAGCUUUUUCAUCAUCGUCGAGAAAAAUGAGUGAAUGUUCGUCCUCUCGCGCAAGCAGCACAAUGAAUUUGUCUAGCUCGAAGUCGAAAGAACAUUUGCAUGGAUCAGUUGACCAGGAUAAAGAAGUUAAUUGCACCCCAAGAAUGUCUCAAAAUAAUUUACCAAGCAGUAAUACCGAAAAUGUUGAUCCUCCUAACGAAGAAGAGAAAAAUUCUUCAUUUGAGGGUGGUGAUAGCAACAAUAAUAGUUCUGAGAUAACUCAAAGAAAAAAGACAGCCAAUGAGGGAUCUCUUCCUGAUUUCUUAUUAGAAAAAGAAGGGACAACACCAAAAGCUUCAAGUAACUCACGAAUUAAUACAAGAGACACCGAAUUUAAUUUCGACGUUUUUCUUAACCCUAAUCUUGACCCACUCAAGCAUUCACUCAUGCGAGGAGAUAAUUCAAAUGGGAACAUUAAUGAAAUUAUGGGUAGCUCACGAUUUAGUCGAUGGUUUGGAAAUAAAAAUGGCUCCACUGACACACAAUCAUCGGCUGGCAGCAACAAUGAUAACAGCAUUGCCACGGAGUCAGUUCAAGAUAGAGGUGUAAAUAAAGACGAAACUAAUACUCUUAUGGAAUUUCUAAAUAAACUGCCCUCAUUACCGGAUUCCAGUGUAUCACAGAAAG